UUGUGCUAUAUAUAAACUUACGGUAUCAAUAUUUAUAUUUUUCAUUCCAAAUUUAGUAAUUGAAAAAGGAACCAUCGGCCACGUCCACAUCGCUCGUGUUCUCGUCCCAAAACAUCCCUUUAGGACCUUGUCAUCCGCAUAUCAAGAUGCAGAUCUUCGUGCGUUCCGAGGUCACCCAUGUGGUGGAAAAUGCUGAACAACAAACAGUUGGAGAUGUCCGUGCCUUCAUCUGCCAAGCUGAAGGUCUCCCAGAGACUGAAGUGAGGCUGUAUGCUGCUGGAUCACCCCUUGACAAUGACAGCUUCCCCCUGUCCAACCUGAACACUGAUGCCAUUGACGUCAAUGUUGCCCUUAAGGGAGGUAAGGUUCACGGUUCCCUGUCCCGUGCCGGUAAGGUCAAGGGCCAGACCCCCAAGGUUGAGAAGAAGGAAAAGAGGAAGUCAAAGACCGGCCGUGCCAAGCGUAGGAUCCAGUACAAUCGCCGUUUCGUCAAUGUUGUGGCAUCCUUCGGCAAGAAGCGAGGACCUAACAGCAACUCAUAAGUUGAUAUGUACCCUCUUAAAGAAAUGAAAAAAAAUACAACCUGAGACAGCAUUUUUAUUUUUGAUCCUCAAUUUAAUUGGAUAUGUUUCAUGCCCAUUUUAUUUUGAAAUGCAAGAUAAUAAGAUCCAGACAGUUGAAUGUUAUCCUAAAUGGCAAUGAAAAAUUUUGAUGAAAGAAAAGUUUGAGUAAUUAUUAGUGAUUUGUGAAAUAAUACAUUUUUAGUGGAAGUUCUUUAAAUGCCUUUUUUUAAGAACAGGAGAGUAUUAUUUUAUAAUACCAUACCCUUUAUAUUGUGUUCUUGGUUUCUAUGGAAAAAGAACAGACUUGUAUUAGAAUUUGACUGAUAUAAUUUUGUUUAAACUUUGUACCAUUCAGUUUGUAUUCUUGGUUUCUGUGGAAAGGAGAUGAAUGAUUUUAUCAGAAGUUGAUUUGACUUUUUAUGCUAUUGAGUCUGGUUCCAUUCAAAUAAAUGUUCUUGUAAGUUCACUAAGGAAAUAAAAGUUGCUAAUAAA
Messenger RNA from Penaeus vannamei (Pacific white shrimp), 1055 nucleotides. RefSeq names its product ubiquitin-like FUBI-ribosomal protein eS30 fusion protein. The record is from RefSeq and is a predicted model, not a curated record. Gene Ontology annotation, cellular component: cytosolic small ribosomal subunit; ribosome. Gene Ontology annotation, molecular function: protein binding; structural constituent of ribosome. Lineage: Eukaryota; Metazoa; Arthropoda; Malacostraca; Decapoda; Penaeidae. Gene Ontology annotation, biological process: translation.